Molecule: messenger RNA, 1863 nt
Organism: Aspergillus nomiae NRRL 13137
Lineage: Eukaryota; Fungi; Ascomycota; Eurotiomycetes; Eurotiales; Aspergillaceae
Exons: 2
Coding region: 1-1863 (620 amino acids)
Cellular component (GO): cytosol
Molecular function (GO): FMN binding; flavin adenine dinucleotide binding; NADPH-hemoprotein reductase activity
Source: RefSeq, a predicted model, not a curated record
AUGUCAACUGAUAUCAAUAUUGCCCAGGCAACAAAAGACCAGGGGAAAGAUAUCGUGAUUUUCUAUGGUACACAGUCCGGUACAUCAUACGAGCUGGCCAGACAUCUCAGUCGGUCGAUCUUUCAGCUGUUCUCCAAGGCGACCAUUGUUGCGGAUCUGUCAGACUAUGACUACGACAGCCUCUCAGAGCUUCCUCCCAAUGUGAUUGUGCUGUUUAUCCUAUCAACCUAUGGUGAAGGAGAUCCGCCGGACAAUGCCAUCAGAUUUGACGAGUGGUUAGACAAAGGACUGCGACAGCAUCCAUCGGGCUAUCUGUCCCACCUGCACUAUGCAGUCCUCGGAUUGGGCAACUCAAAUUAUAAGCACUAUAACCAAUUUUCAAGGAAGGUUCAAAAGGAACUUGAGGCUGCUGGAGGUUGCCCGAUCCUUGAUCUUACAUUGGCGGAUGACUCAAGUGGAUUCACACGCGGCGAUUACUCUGAAUGGUCCAGGCAGCUCAUCAACGUGAUGGUUGAGCAAUGCAAUAUCCCCGAACGACCGAGACCAUACGAGCCUGUGUUUGAGAUUGAACCCUGUGACUCCCCGGGUGACUAUCGGGCAAUGUCUCGACCGAUUCAUUCGCCAAGUGGAUCGGAACAGAUACAGUCCCAAUCAGCCAUCUACUCCGCCAACAUUGCAUCGAUUACCAAUCUUACCCCACAUGCACAACAGACGACACUACACAUCGAAAUCGAUACCAGCCGUUUACCAAGAGGCAAGUACAACGUCGGUGAGCACCUCUUGAUAUGGCCGGAGAAUAGCACCCAAGAGAUCCAACGCCUCAGUCAGAUUCUCGGAAUCGACAGCAAGGAGAUGCACCAACCGCUGCAAAUCCGGCGUAAAGACCGCGAAACGAAGUCCCCCUGGCCACAGCAGGUCACGAUUCAUACUCUAUUCAAGCACCAUCUGGACAUUGCUGGUCUUGCAUCCAACGAUCUUAUACUCUCGUUGAAAGAAUUUGCGCCAGAUGAGAAAUCUCGGGCUGUCUUGGACCAAAUGGCGGCUGACUAUCGACAUCUGUCCGCGACUUGUGCUCUCAGCUUGGCAUCCGUACUCACUAGAGCAUCUGGAUCGUCGCAGGUGUGGACGAUUCCCUUUCCAUUUCUCUUGGAGAAUCUGAGCGCACUCAAGCCCCGAAUUUACUCGAUUGCGUCUAGUCCUGCUAUUAGUCCACGGCAGAUUUCUCUGACAGUGGCAGUGAAAGAACUCAAUCCUGGAACUGCACAAUCUGCACUGGGUCUGGCCUCAGCAUUCUUCCUCGGUGCUCGACAUUCACUCACCCCGGAUAUCCAGGGGACUGAAGGCCGACUGGGUACGAGCGUGUGGUGCAGCCUGCGGAAAUCCAAAUUCAAGCCUCCGGCUUCCACCAUGCACCCUAUCAUCAUGGUGGCGAACGGAUCCGGCAUUGCACCGUUCAUCGGAUUUCUGAAGCACCGUCUACGCAAGCUUGGGAUCGAGGGAGGAGUCGGGAAGAUGGUCCUGAUUUAUGGCUGCCGGGAUGGAGCCUCCCAUCUGUAUAAGGAUGAGCUUUACGGGAUGCAGGAUGCUUUCAAUGGCCAGCUUGGACUGGUUACCGCGUACUCGCGACAGGGGGAAGGCUAUGUACAAGACCACGUAAGGUCCCGUGCGGAGGAGCUCCAGGGCCUACUCUGUGGUGAGAAGGCCAAUGUGUAUAUCUGUGGGUCGGUCCGUAUGUCCAGUGCUGUGCGGGAGGAGCUGCUCCGCAUCAUUCAGAGGAAAGAAGGCUGGACCGAUGCUGAGACGCGGGACUUUGAAGGUGCUCAGAUACGGAUGCGGAAAUGGCAACUUGAUGUGUGGGGGUAA